Messenger RNA from Bemisia tabaci, 2984 nucleotides. RefSeq names its product Short Calcium-binding Mitochondrial Carrier. Lineage: Eukaryota; Metazoa; Arthropoda; Insecta; Hemiptera; Aleyrodidae. Gene Ontology annotation, biological process: transmembrane transport. Gene Ontology annotation, molecular function: calcium ion binding. The record is from RefSeq and is a predicted model, not a curated record.
CUCCGUGUGAGGUUUGUUUACGUCAGGGUAUUCGCAAGUUUACUAGUAUGUUCAUCGCGAUCGAACUUUCUCCCUUACGUCCGGUCGGCCUCAAACGCUUUUCCUUUUCUCAAGUGCCCUUUACGCAGGGCCGCUUGUCGUAGGGCAGUAAUUUUUGACCUAUUUUCCCGACCGCUUUUCUGGAAUCAUGGGAAACGGCGUGAAGAAUUCAAUCGAUCCAGACCCAGUUACUGGGCAUCCUCCUCACUACUUCCACGAAAUGCCCCACGAAGAUGAGGAGCGGCUGGAAAAGUUGUUCAACUCCCUGGAUUUAGACGGGAAAGGUAAAAUUGAUAUCCACGAUUUGUCCGAGGCCCUGAAGAAAGCUGGUCUGCACCACGGAUACGCUGAGAAAUUCCUCAGGCAUUCAGAUACCAAUAAAAGUGGAGAUAUAUCCUUAGCUGAGUUCAUUCAUUAUGUGAAGGAGCACGAGAAAAAUUUACGCUUGGGAUUCUCUCAUCUAGAUAAAAAUAGAGAUGGUAAAAUCGAUUUAGAGGAGUUAGUCAAAGCUUUUUCAGAAUUAGGCGUGGAAAUAGAUCACAAUGAAGCUAGAAAACUGCUCCAAAGGAUGGACAAAGAUGGAAGUCUGGAGAUCAGCUUCAACGAAUGGAGGGACUACCUCCUGUAUGCUCCAACAACAGAUAUUCGGGAUCUCAUCAAUUACUGGCGGCAUUCAACGUACUUGGACAUUGGAGAAGACUUGAACGUGCCGGACGAUUUCACUCAAAAUGAGAUGAAAACGGGGAUGUGGUGGCGCCAUCUGGUGGCUGGCGGGUUUGCCGGUGCCGUUUCCAGGACCUGCACUGCGCCAUUGGAUAGGCUCAAGGUUUAUCUUCAGGUGCAUGGCCACAAGUCCAGCAAAAUUAGACAUACUUUACAAACGCUUCUGCAAGAAGGAGGCGUAUUCAGUCUGUGGCGCGGUAAUGGUAUUAAUGUGUUGAAAAUUGCACCAGAGUCUGCGCUUAAAUUCAUGGCCUAUGAACAAAGCAAGCGGAUGAUUAGAGGAAAUAGCACCCGUGAUUUAACUAUAUAUGAAAGAUUCGUCGCCGGAUCGCUAGCCGGUGGAUUUAGUCAAACUGUCAUCUAUCCAUUAGAGGUGAUGAAAACUAGACUGGCGCUCCGGAAAACUGGAGAAUAUAAAAGUUUAGCUGAUGCUGCUACCAAAAUGUACUUAACUGGAGGCUGGCAGAGUUUCUAUAGAGGUUACGUGCCAAAUCUCCUGGGCAUUCUACCGUAUGCCGGGAUUGAUCUAGCUGUGUACGAGACUUUAAAAAAUAGCUACAUUAGGCAGCAUGAUGCGGAAGCCCCUAGUGUCCUGUUACUUCUGGCCUGCGGAACUGCCUCCAGCACUUGUGGACAAGUUUGCUCCUAUCCUUUAGCCCUAGUCAGAACACGACUUCAAGCACAAGUAGUUACCAAUGUUGGUUCUUGCGAGCAGUACACUAUGACAGGCCUUCUGCGAACAAUUCUGCAAGAGGAAGGAUUUGCAGGACUCUAUCGGGGUAUCACACCAAACUUUCUGAAAGUUGCGCCAGCUGUUAGUAUUAGUUACGUCGUUUACGAAAGGUGUCGGCAGGCGCUAGGAGUCAACAUGACGUGAUUUUUAACUUAUUUCUAUUUUUUUAUCGUUUUUUCUUUUACUUUCUUGACUGGCUGUGAUCUUAUGAAAUUAAAAUAAAAUUUAAAGGAACGUCCAGUUGCGUACCGGUGGCUAGUUUCACUGGUCGGAAGGUGGUGCCGCUGGAAAUGUUGCGUCUAACGCCAUUUUGUUGUUCCGAUUGUUUAGUCCAUGUGUUUAUCUAAUUUAACGCCCUAACUGUGCUGCCAUUUCUUUUAGUUUUUUUUCCGAGGCUGUAAAAUUAAGUUGUGUUCGUUGUCUCCUUGCUUGUUUAUUAUUGAAUUGUUGCUUGGUUUUUGAAAAUCUUCCAACUUAAUCACUUAAGUUAUUAUUUUCUAAGAUUAUGGAAUUAAUUACUUGAGUUAUAAAGACGGAGGAAGACCAUGCACUUACAUAAUAGACAAGCACUAAAAAAUUAUAAAAAUUUUGAUUUGUUUUUAGCAGCCAAAAGGAAAAUUGCAAUAAUCCAUCAGCUAUUUAAACCAAGCCCGCCUGAACUCAAGGGAACUGAAUUUUACAAAUAAAUGUUUUUUUUCUCCUAGGCUAUGUGCUUUGUAAACUUGGAUUCUAAUGUGCGAGUUUUGUCAGAUUUUUCAGGCGAAUGGCUGUUUAAAAACAAAUCCAAGCUAGGCUUAAAUCCAAAAAUCAAUCUUAAUUUUUUUCCCCUUUAUCAAAUUGACUGAACCAAAUAGAAAUGGCAGCUAAGGUUCUUUAUCAUUGAGGGUUGUUGUUGUUAUUAGGUUCAGCCUGUUUUUAUCAGUUUCUGCUUUUUAAAAAUGAGGAAAGUAUAAAAAUAGAUAAGGUUGCUCAGGAAUUUCUCUAUUUCUACUUAGAUAGAUUCUAAACUCUUGAUGUGGUUGAAACCAAAGGUAUUUCCUUGUGCCUGUAUUAGCUUCGCCAAUCCACAAUUGAUUUAAAAAAAAAUUGUUCAUUUUCACAAAAGAACCCAAUUCAGUUCUAGCCUUAUUAUUCGAUUAUGAAUUGUAGUCAGUGAAGUGAGAAUUCUUUUAAUUUACCUCGCAAGUAUCAGACUACAAACCAGAAAACACCAGUUUACAAAUAAUAGAUGACAGUAAAUUAUUAUGAAAUCUUCAAACUCCCGAGUCAAAAACUCAAGCUCAAUGUCUGAAUAGCUGUUGAUCAAAAACAGCUCUCAGAAUCCGUCUGGCGGUAAAUUGAUGUGAAUGUCAGCUUGAGUUUUUACAGGCCAGUUUUGAGCAUUUAUUGUAAUUUAUCAACCGUACAUUCUUGAUAUUAUUUUACUUUAGCCCAGUUUUUGUAGUGUUAUAUUUUAUACACUGCUUCAGAAUUACCCUAGUUUAUUGAG